CGCGCCACUCCCCUUAGACGCGCGAGGCUGGCCGCCAUGUUCAACAAGAAGACGAUGGUCCUCUACUGCGGGGGAUCCCCCGGCUUGGCGCCCGCCGCCCCGCAAUCCCCAGGCGCAGGAGGAGGAGGAGGCAGCGGCGAGGGCGGACUGGCCCUCCUGCCCGUCUUGCCCGCCGGCGGUCGGGCAGGCCUGGCCGGGGGGCUGUGCUGGCCCCCGGCCGGCUGCGCUGAGGGGCCUCGAGGUCUGAUUGGCGCCGGGCCCCUGUCGCUGAUUGGGCCCCCGGACGCGGCUGCGCGCGCGCUGAUUGGCCAGGCGGCGACCCCCGAAGAAGAGCUGGACGGCUGCGAGCCGGAGCCGGAGAACGAAGCGGAGGCGGCCGCCGCCCCCUCGCCGCCCGGGGCGGACCCGCUGCGCCAGGUGACGCUGGAGCUGGUGGCCUCGUACCUGCGGGAGGCGGCCGACCAGGAGCCCGCCAAGCAGGGCUGCGGCGGCGGCGGGAAGUUCCUGCAGGGCCUGCUGGGCCGCUUCGGGCCCUGCCCGCCCGGCCAGGCGGAGACGGCGGCGCGGGCGCUGGAGACGCUGCGGAGGGUCUGCGACGACAUCAUGGAGAAGCACCAGCUGGCCUUCCAAGGAAUGCUAAGGAAAGUGCAGAUCAACAAAGCAGAUGACUUGAAACUUAUGUCGGAAGUUGCAACACAAGUUUUCAACGAUGGCAUAACAAACUGGGGGCGAAUUGUGACUCUCAUUUCUUUUGGUGCCUUUGUUGCCAAACACUUGAAGAGCAUAAAUCAGGAAAGCGGCAUCAACACUUUAGCAGAGAUUAUCACAGAGGUUCUGGUGACAGAGAAGAGAGAGUGGCUGCUGCAUCAUAACGCCUGGGAGGGCUUUGUUAAAUUCUUCCAUGUAGAGGACCUGGAAGGCAGCAUCAGAAACAUUCUGGUGGCUUUUGCAAGCGUGGCUGGUCUAGGAGCGAGCUUGGCUUACUUGAUCCGGUGAGCCAAAAAAGUGGGGCUCUCCCAAGUGGAGCUUAGCUUGGACUCCUCCGUUCCUGCUGUGAAUACAAAACUGAGCUGUUCUCCUCUUGCAACCGAGCGGGAAGCAGGACGGCUGGAAUUCACCAGGAAGGGAGGACUGCUGUGAACUGUCCAGGAUAGAAGGUAAGCCAGCAAAGGACAUCUUACAAACAGAAGUCGGUUUUCCAAGGGAAGAAGCGUGCACUCUGGUUCACUCACACGAAGCAAAGAGGACUGAAAACCUGUGCAGGAUGUGUGCUUGGACUGGCGGGCUUGGGAGAAAGACCGCUGGAUGCACUGAGCAGUGAUUGCGCAGGGCGACAAUUGUGCCUCCUCCCAUCUUUUGGAGAUAGCGCUGGUGCAGAGGUUUGGGUCCAGUGUCACCCUCAAGACUUCCAGGUGAUCUCUGGGAUAUGCCUUGAACUUUUGGUGGAAGACGGCAAAAGUAUUUGUUUUGCCCCAUCACUAAGAGAAAAGGCCCGGCGUCCUUCAGGCUCUCAUCAACCCAUCGUAUUCAAAAGGACUGCCUGUAUUAUUAUUUUUUCAUCUUUCCUUCCAUUGCCUUCCCUUUGAAAGCGUUACACUGCCAAUAAGCCCCCCUGGAUCGCACCAAGCUGCUCCCUGCUCAGGGAGCUCAGUCUGCACCACGAUAAACAUCAUUUGGAACUGAUGUCAGUCCCUGUUUGAAACCUGCAGGAUAUGUGUGCACUCUUGAAGACAUCUUUGAGAAAAGGUUGCAAAGAGUUUUUUUUUAUUUUUUUGCUUUUUUAAAAACAUGAUUCAGUUUGGAUUUGGUGACUCUUGAUUCAUUUCCCCCAUCUACGUAUGCAAGGCAUUUCAGAAAAACCUUUCUAUCCAAGUCAACAAGGUUAUCCAUGGGACUGUAGUGACCACCUAAAAUAGAGUGUUUUGAAAACCCCUCUUUUGGCAAGGAAAAGGAUUCCUGGGAGAGGCGGUCUUCAAUCGCCCUGCUUUUAUUUUUGAUUUUCGAAUGGAGUUAAAGGAUGCUUUU
Crotalus tigris (Tiger rattlesnake) is the source of this 2025-nucleotide messenger RNA. It is a transcript of the gene MCL1, whose product is annotated as MCL1 apoptosis regulator, BCL2 family member. Gene Ontology annotation, cellular component: mitochondrial outer membrane. The record is from RefSeq and is a predicted model, not a curated record. NCBI's taxonomy places the organism in Eukaryota, Metazoa, Chordata, Lepidosauria, Squamata, Viperidae. Gene Ontology annotation, biological process: positive regulation of apoptotic process; mitochondrial fusion; release of cytochrome c from mitochondria. The coding region runs from base 37 to 996 and encodes 319 amino acids. Gene Ontology annotation, molecular function: protein homodimerization activity; protein heterodimerization activity; channel activity. The transcript has 3 exons.